This is a messenger RNA of Apus apus (common swift), 3581 nucleotides long. RefSeq names its product CUGBP Elav-like family member 5 (gene CELF5). Gene Ontology annotation, molecular function: mRNA binding. Gene Ontology annotation, cellular component: nucleus; ribonucleoprotein complex; cytoplasm. The record is from RefSeq and is a predicted model, not a curated record. The transcript has 13 exons. Gene Ontology annotation, biological process: regulation of alternative mRNA splicing, via spliceosome; mRNA splice site recognition. The coding region runs from base 1 to 1485 and encodes 494 amino acids. Lineage: Eukaryota; Metazoa; Chordata; Aves; Apodiformes; Apodidae.
AUGGCCAGACUCACCGAGGGCGAGGCGAGGAGGCAGCCACCGCCGCUCCCAUCAGCGCCGCAGCCGCCGCGCCCGCCGCGCCGAGGCUCCCCCAUGAGCAGCAGCGGCGGCGCGGAGCCCUCCGCGCAGCCCGACAGCAUGAAAGACCUGGAUGCCAUCAAGCUCUUCGUGGGGCAGAUCCCGCGCAACCUGGAGGAGAAGGACCUCAAGCCGCUCUUUGAGCAGUUCGGCAAGAUCUACGAGCUCACCGUGCUCAAGGACCGCUACACCGGCAUGCACAAGGGUUGUGCAUUCCUCACCUACUGUGCCAGAGACUCUGCCAUCAAAGCCCAGACAGCACUGCAUGAACAGAAGACUUUGCCAGGGAUGGCGCGCCCGAUUCAAGUGAAACCUGCGGACAGCGAGAGCCGUGGAGGUAGGGACAGGAAGCUCUUUGUGGGCAUGUUAAAUAAGCAGCAAUCUGAGGAUGAUGUGCUCCGGCUCUUUGAACCAUUUGGGGUCAUUGAUGAAUGUACGGUGCUCCGUGGACCUGAUGGUAACAGCAAAGGCUGUGCUUUUGUAAAGUUCUCAUCUCACACAGAGGCUCAGGCAGCAAUCCACGCACUCCAUGGCAGCCAGACAAUGCCCGGUGCCUCCUCCAGUCUAGUGGUGAAGUUUGCUGACACAGAUAAGGAGAGGACCCUCCGUCGUAUGCAGCAAAUGGUGGGGCAGCUGGGGAUAUUCACUCCAUCUCUCACCUUGCCGUUCAGCCCAUACAGCGCCUAUGCGCAGGCUCUGAUGCAGCAGCAGACGACGGUUCUCUCCACCUCCCAUGGCAGUUACCUGAGCCCAGGCGUCGCCUUCUCUCCUUGCCACAUCCAACAGAUCGGUGCUGUGAGUCUCAACGGGCUGCCAGCCACUCCACUUGCACCAACGUCAGGUCUACAUUCACCACCUCUCCUGGGAACAGCAGCCAUGCCAGGGCUGGUAGCACCCAUUUCAAAUGGAUUCACUGGAGUGGUACCAUUCCCAAAUGGGCAUCCAACCUUGGAAACAGUUUACACCAAUGGCCUUGUGCCGUACUCAGCCCAGAGCCCUUCAGUAGCAGAGUCUUUGCAUCCAGCUUUCACAGGAGUUCAGCAAUAUGCAGCUGUAUAUCCAACCACCACCAUCACCCCCAUUGCUCAGACCGUCCCUCAGCCACCUCCCAUUCUGCAGCAGCAGCAACGAGAAGGUCCUGAAGGCUGCAAUCUUUUCAUCUACCAUCUCCCUCAGGAGUUUGGAGACAAUGAAUUGAUGCAGAUGUUCCUGCCCUUUGGCAAUAUAAUUUCUUCCAAGGUAUUCAUGGAUCGUGCCACCAACCAGAGCAAGUGUUUUGGUUUUGUAAGCUUUGACAACCCAUCCAGUGCACAGACUGCUAUCCAGGCCAUGAAUGGCUUCCAGGUUGGCAUGAAACGUUUGAAGGUCCAGUUAAAAAGACCCAAGGAUGCUAACCAUCCCUACUGACAGCAGUGAGCAAGCAGGAGUCACUUCUGCAGCACAGGUGAAGGGAAAGUCCAGAGGAAGAAUUUCUGCUUCAGGUUGAUUUACAGAGUGGCCAGUAAAUUUAUCAACUCUUUUGACACCACCCCUUUCCUUCCUCUGCUCCCCACCUACCCACUCCAUCCUCCUUCUGCUCUCCUCCCCAAAACAUGAAAUUAAAGAGAAGGCUCAGUAUCUGCCCAGCAGGAAGAUUCUUGCCACGAUGGACUCAUAUAUUUGCUGCUAAUGUGAUGCAUAGAAAAGGGACCAGAAAACCAGCAGCCCCUGGGGACCUGAAGCUUUUUCUCUUGGGGUAUGCCUGGAGUACAUGGACCAAGAAAACCCACUGGUGUGUUCUCUAGGUUACUGCAGUGAUGUAUGGAAACUUAGCUCUGUCCUUCCCUCUGUCCCUUCCUUCUGCCCUGUCUCCUGGACUUUACAUAGAUAAAUAUAAAUAUAUAUACAGUCUCUAUUUUUUUUUAAGUGGCUCACAGGACCAAACUUUUCCAUUCAGAGACUGACUCCUUGCAAGAGGGACUGGAAGUUAAGGGUUUACACUUGCAAUAAUGUCUUCUCAGCAAGCAUUGCAGAUAGGCCUGAACAUUUUGAGAGGAUGCUUGGAUGGACAAAGAGCAAGGGAGAGUGUGCAUCUCUCUGCUCAACAUUAGCAAGAAGCAAGGAGAAAGAGACCUACAUACCUCCAGAAUUAGGGCACAGCCAGCUGUUCAGCUCAAGUCACUCAUCCACCAACCUCAGCCCCAGCCUGGCUAAGGAUCUCAAGAGCUCUCAAUCUUAACUUUUCCAAGGGCUUCUGCAGACAAAGCUCUUGGAAUUUGGUGCCAAAGCCUAGCCUGAACACUCCUCAAUUAGGCUGAAAGCACAGGAAACCAAUCCCUUUAUCUACAGGAACUGUAUGCCUCCCCACACUUGGCACAGAUCUGUUUCAUAGCUCUUUAUGGUAAUGGAGCAUUUCUUGAUCAAGACAAAGUAUGAGAAAGUGAACAGAUGCAAACUCCAAAACAAAGUGACAGAAGCCUCCCAGGGGCAAUGCACUGCCUCCCUAUGUCAGAAGUAGCCUAAAACCGGUUAGUGGGCAGUUCCAGUUCCCAGACAAAAGGGGACAUUUUCUCCAUCUGAAUUUAACAAGAGGACUUGCCUCCUACACCCUCUGCAAAGCUUUCCAAAGCAGACACAAGGACAGUAUGAUGAAAGAGCACUGUCAUUUUGUUCUUUCCUCACCACCCCCUCCAAGGGACAGAUUAUGCUUUUAUGCAGCAUAUAUAGAUACAGCUAUUAUACACAUACACGUAAGCACAGAACAUAGUUCAAAGCUUGAACCAUUCUCUUUUAAGUUUCUACCAAAAUAAGGAAUGGAAGGAAAAAUAACAACAACAACAAAAAACAACCUACCCCCUCACAAACCUUCUGCAUUAUUAGUUACAAUAUUCCAGGGUUUGAGAUGGUACCAAGAACAUUCCCCGUGUGUGUGUGUGUGUGAGAGAAAUGUGAACAGAGGGGUUGGUGGGGAAAAGUUGAUGCAACUGAUACUAAAUCCCAGAUAUGGGGAUUUGAAAGAACCUCAGCCAAUUCUGAUCCUUCUCCAGUUUCCCUUUGUUCAGAUGUUUGUGGCACAGUUCAAGUACCAUCACACCUCAACCUCCCCUCUGUAUCUGAUAGAGUACAUGAGAGAAGAAUGACUGUGCAAGUCUGUGUGUUUCUAUAGUCCAUGUUUACUUACUGUAAAUACCAUUUUUAUACUUAACAUCUAUUAUGUAUGUGAUUUGUAUAAUGUACUUUAUUUCUGCUACAAGUAAUUUCAUGAAGUUUAAACUUAUUCUAAUUUUGAACAAAACAAAACAAAAAAAAGGACCAACAAAGGUAAAGUGGUAAACAAAGGACUUUGGAAAUUGUAGGUCAAGCUGGUUUAAACAAGCAUUUACAGUUUCUUCCAUCACAGUUACUGAUGUGACUGUACAAUGUCACAGGUGCAAUAUAAGCUUCAUUAAUGUCGAGUUCUUCACUCUGGUUAAAAAAAAAAUAAAUCUUAAAUUUAUUUAAUAAAAAGUUUACUUGCUGAGUAA